UUUUCAAGUUGAUUAUUUUUUAUCCAAACUUAUUCUAAACGAUCUGUGUUUUUAAAAUUGCUGAAAAUGCACAUGACUGAUGUUAGAAACCUCAGUCCUACUUUAAGCACUGCAUUUGUUCCUGAUGUCUGCUACAAUUGGGUUAACAUAACUGACGAAUUCUUUAAAAACAUAAAAGAACUACAACUUGGAGAAUUACUUCAUGAUGAUUUGUUUGGUUUAUUUGAAGCUAUGUCAGCCAUAGAAAUGAUGGACCCUAAAAUGGAUGCUGGAAUGCUUUGUAAUAGAGGUAAUAAAGCUCCCUUAACUCUCACUCAGGCUAUUGAGAAAAACAUUCUUCAGGUAGAAGACAUACCGUAUAAUGAUCAAAUAGCAAUAAUUGAUACAACUUGGGCUUGCAUAGUUUCCUGGCUAGAUGGACAUUCACUUGUUCAAACUGUCUUUACAAAUCUUUACCUUCAUAAUCCUCAUGUAAUUCAAGAUAGACCAUUGAAAUCUUUUUGCAUAGCUGUUUAUAAAUUGAUAGAUAUCAUCAAGGAGUUUGUUAGUAGGGGAUUGGUUUUUGAAGAAGAGGACUUUCAACCCAUGGGAUAUGGGUAUAGAUUAAAUCCUGAUGUUUCUGAAACUAGAACAUUAGGAAUGUUGAAAGAAGUUGAAGAAGAAUUAAACAGAAAGAGACGUACAACUUUUGUUGAUGUUGAUACUGACUUUGUUUCUGCAUUAACUGUGCGCAUAAGGUUUACCAGAUUGUUGUUACAAGCUUUUAUGGGGUUGAGUAAGAAAGAUAUAAAUCCUAAUACAGUAUUAGAGAGUACUAAAUUGCUUAUUACUUGUUCUGAUUCAAUAGCAUUUAUCAUUACAUCUGUUAACAAGGGUUCUCCUCCAGCUUAUAUAUCAGAAGUUCACGGACCUGUCACAAUUGGGUUUGAUCCUCUUGUUAAUCAAAGACUGUUGCCACCAACAUUUCCUCGUUAUACUCAUAUCAAAUCACCUGUCGAAUCAUAUAGAAGGCUUGAUGAUUUAUUAUGUAGACUUCGUCAAAUAACCAAAAUAGUAUCCUAUACUUCUUUUCAUUUGGCAUUAGAAUUAAUGCUUGAAGUUAGCAGCUCAAAGCCUUGUAUUGUAACAAGAAGUGUUAUGCAAUUACUGUAUUUGCCCCAAUGUAGCAGAGCUGGUGACACUAUAAACUGCAUUGAUGCAAUCAGAGAUGCGGCCAGAGCUUUCAUUUCACCUCCUGUGUUGAUGCCUAGAUCACAGUUGCUAAAUAAUCCACAGGUAAAAGACUUUUUGGAGUGUUUUUUAGGCCAUUGUGUUAGACCAUUCAGCAACUUGAUCCAGUUGUGUGGCCACAAUCGUGCGAGGCAGAGGGAUAAAUUGGCUCAUUUGCUUGAAGAUUUUGCUAACUUGCAAGAUGAAGCCGAACGUGUUGAUGCAUAUUUACAUAGUUUAUCAAAGAAAUGUGAAAAUGUCAGGCCCCAUCUCGCAUGCUUUGGUACUUGGGUUUUAUACCAUACUCUUCGUGUUAUGAUAAUGUUCUUAUUAUCUGGCUUUGAAUUAGAAUUGUAUAGUACCCAUGAAUAUCAUUAUAUUUUUUGGUACCUUUAUGAAUUUCUUUAUGGAUGGCUGGUAUCGUCACUUUCAAGAGCAGAUGCUUUUCUUUCAGAACAAGAAAUGUUGAAUGAGCAGAAUAAAACCAAGAGGAGAUGUAAAUCAAAAUUGAAAAAGAAGACAAGACCAUAUGCAAAGGAAAUAACGAUCAAUCAAGCUCUACAAAAUAUGUGUGGUGGAUACUAUAAGGCAAUGGUAGGUUUUCGUAAAGACGGGAAAUUAGUCUUACCACAUCCUGAAUUCGAUUGUGAAAAAGUUCGAUAUGAGCAUAGAUUUUCUCCAUUUAUUAAUGUACUGCUGACACCACCACCUGUUCAGUAUAGUGAAUUCAAGGAAAUGACUGAUAGUUUGGAGCAUUCAAACAGCCAAAGCUUAUAUUUAGCCGGAUGCAAACAUUUUCAUCAAGCAAGAACACUUUUGGAAUCAAUACACAAUCCAGAUCAAGAAAUAACAGAAUUGAUUCGUAUUUCUAAAACAAACUUCGUUGUGUUGAAAUUACUUGCAACUCAUAAACUAGAUUCCUCCUCUCCAUUAGAUUUUGAUUUUUCUGCCCAUCACCAUUUUCCAAUUAUGAAGAUUUGCUAAGUGUUGAUUUGGUGGUAUCAAUUACAGAAAAUAAGAUAGUACUUGAUAGUAUGUAUAUAAUAAACUGGGUAUUAGCAAUGUAUAUAUAUUUAUGAAGAAUCUGAUUGUAAAUAUGUUAAUAUAUAAUUAAUUUAUUAUAAAAACUAAAUUGCAGAAAAAUGACGUUUUACUGAACAAGUUAAGAUGUAACCAUCAUUUGUUGAAGUAUUUUUAUGUAGAACGAGCAUUGAUACUCUUUCAGUGUAAUUUCAAUGUUUUUUAAUUUAUGCUAGAUGUAA
Nezara viridula (southern green stink bug) is the source of this 2471-nucleotide messenger RNA. Lineage: Eukaryota; Metazoa; Arthropoda; Insecta; Hemiptera; Pentatomidae. The record is from the annotation of a GenBank genome assembly.